Manis pentadactyla (Chinese pangolin) is the source of this 4289-nucleotide messenger RNA. It is a transcript of the gene DLG2, whose product is annotated as discs large MAGUK scaffold protein 2. The transcript has 27 exons. Gene Ontology annotation, cellular component: neuromuscular junction; postsynaptic density membrane; neuron projection. The coding region runs from base 1178 to 4216 and encodes 1012 amino acids. The record is from RefSeq and is a predicted model, not a curated record. Gene Ontology annotation, molecular function: kinase binding. NCBI's taxonomy places the organism in Eukaryota, Metazoa, Chordata, Mammalia, Pholidota, Manidae. Gene Ontology annotation, biological process: chemical synaptic transmission.
UGCUGCCUGAGGAAACACUUCAUCGCGUGGAGGGUGCAGGACAUUGCUGCUCGUCUAUAUGAGGACGGGGUUUGGGCGGGGGGGCCAGCGAUAGCCGAGAGAUUCCUUGUCUUUUCUCUAAAAGGAAGGUGGGUAGUUUGGAGAGAGAUUGAGAGAGAGGGUGGAUGUGGCAGCCAAGCAGCCGAACUCUGAUUUAGGAAAUCGCGACCCAUUUGCACAGCUUGCGCUCAGGUACCUAAUACUACUACAGCUUUUCAGAAAACACCUUCUGGGGGAAGGUUUGACUUCUCUCGAACCGUCUCCGUUUUCCUGUUUUUAAAAGCUUAACUGUGGAAAGCUGCUUGGAUACGAAGAGAUGACAUGAUGUGAAUGACUCCAGUGUGAAGAAAUCUGCUUCGCCAACUCAUCCUGCAUCAAGUGCCCAUUGAGCAGCACUGUCCCUUUAAUGUCUCCAUGCCAAGGGAUUGCUUUCCUCCUUUUCAGUCCUCUCCGUUAAUAAAUGGGAGGAUCAGAAUCAGAGGGGCUGUAAGGAUCAAGCCCGAGGGGCUUGGAGAGCACGGGAGAAAAAAAUGAAAGUGACAGCAAGCUGGAUCCUGUCUUACUAAGGGGGUGAGAUCUGAAACUUCUGGUCCAGUAAAUAGAAAGGGGCCUUUCAGUCUGUGUUCUGCUCCAGAAAACUGUUCAAAUUCACCCACCUUUUUAGAGACCACAAAGAGGUUGUAGAAAGUGUUUUUUGAGGGGAGUUAAAUUUUUCUUUAAAGAAGUGAGAAUCUUCAUCAACCAGUUCAUCUUAGAUUUUGACUAUGUAUUGAGUAAUGAGACAGCUGUGUGAAUUUGGUUUGUGCCUUAACCGAUUUAGUCACUGAAUUCCAAAAGUGUUGCUGCCUGAAGAGAAGUUUUAAUAACGUUUUCUGUGCUUACAACAAUUUUCUCAGCUUUUUUUAAACAAUACUUAUUUUAUAAAAAUUGAUAAACUUGAGAAACUCAGAAGUUAUUUUUCUCUAAACUGGGCAGUAUCAAAAGCUUAACUGUGGAAAAAGAAGAGAAGACAGCCUGGAUUUCAAAAUUAACAGUGAAGUGGUUUGCAACAGUUACCUGGCUCUUGGCCUUAAUCUAGCAGGAACAAGCUGAGAUCUGAAAAGAGACGUGAAUCCUGGGGCAGUGGAAAGACCCAAGAAUGCCAGUCAAGAAGAAAGAUACUGAUCGAGCUUUAUCAUUACUGGAAGAAUACUGCAAAAAAUUAAGGAAACCAGAGGAGCAGCAGUUGAAAAAUGCUGUUAAAAUGGUGAUGGGUAUUUUUAAAAGCAGCUUAUUCCGAGCUCUGCUAGAUAUUCAAGAAUUUUAUGAGGUGACAUUGCUAAACUCUCAAAAAAGUUGUGAGCAGAAGAUAGAAGAAGCCAAUCAAGUUGCACAGAAAUGGGAGAAGACAUCCCUUCUUGCUCCAUGCCAUAAUGACCUUCAAAAGUCUGCAGAGCUUACAGGUUGCAGUGGGUCAAAGGAAAAUGCUUCAUGUAUUGAGCAAAAUAAAGACUAUCAGUGUUUUGAAAAUGAAACCGAUGAAAAGAAAAGGCAAAACCAAGGCAAGUGCCCAGCCCAGAACUGUUCAGUGGAAGCCCCUGCUUGGAUGCCUGUGCACCACUGUACUAAGUAUCGAUAUCAAGAUGAAGAUGCUCCGCAUGAUCAUUCCUUACCUCGACUAACCCACGAAGUGAGAGGCCCUGAACUUGUGCAUGUGUCAGAAAAGAACCUGUCUCAAAUAGAAAAUGUCCACGGCUACGUCUUGCAGUCUCACAUCUCUCCUCUGAAGGCCAGCCCUGCUCCUAUAAUUGUGAACACAGAUACUUUGGAUACGAUUCCUUAUGUCAAUGGGACAGAAAUUGAAUAUGAGUUUGAAGAAAUUACAUUGGAGAGGGGGAAUUCUGGCCUGGGCUUCAGUAUUGCUGGAGGGACGGAUAAUCCCCAUAUUGGAGAUGACCCUGGAAUAUUUAUUACGAAGAUUAUACCAGGAGGUGCUGCUGCAGAGGAUGGCAGACUCAGGGUCAAUGACUGUAUCCUGCGGGUGAAUGAGGUCGACGUGUCAGAGGUUUCCCACAGCAAAGCGGUAGAAGCCCUCAAAGAAGCAGGGUCGAUCGUUCGGCUGUAUGUCCGUAGAAGACGGCCCAUUUUGGAGACUGUUGUGGAAAUCAAACUGUUCAAAGGGCCUAAAGGUUUAGGUUUCAGUAUUGCAGGAGGUGUGGGAAACCAACACAUUCCUGGAGACAACAGCAUUUACGUAACUAAAAUUAUAGAUGGAGGCGCUGCACAAAAAGAUGGAAGGUUGCAAGUAGGAGACAGACUUCUCAUGGUAAACAACUACAGUUUAGAAGAAGUAACACAUGAAGAGGCAGUAGCAAUACUGAAGAACACAUCAGAUGUAGUUUAUCUAAAAGUUGGCAAACCCACCACCAUUUAUAUGACUGACCCUUAUGGUCCUCCUGACAUUACUCACUCUUAUUCUCCACCGAUGGAAAACCAUCUACUCUCUGGCACGAGUGGCACUUUAGAAUACAAAACCUCCUUGCCGCCCAUCUCUCCAGGACGGUACUCACCAGUUCCCAAGCACAUGCUUGUUGAAGACGAUUACACCAGGCCUCCGGAACCUGUUUACAGCACUGUGAACAAACUUUGUGAUAAGCCUGCUUCUCCCAGGCACUAUUCCCCUGUCGAGUGUGACAAAAGCUUCCUUCUCUCAGCUCCCUACCCCCACUACCACCUAGGCCUGCUCCCUGACUCUGAGAUGACCAGUCAUUCACAACACAGCACUGCAACCCGCCAGCCUUCAGUGACUCUGCAAAGGGCCAUCUCCCUGGAAGGGGAGCCCCGCAAGGUGGUCCUGCACAAAGGCUCCACUGGCCUGGGCUUCAACAUCGUGGGCGGGGAAGAUGGAGAAGGUAUUUUUGUAUCCUUCAUUCUGGCUGGUGGCCCAGCAGACCUGAGUGGGGAGCUCCAGAGAGGAGACCAGAUCCUAUCCGUGAAUGGCAUUGACCUCCGUGGAGCAUCUCAUGAGCAGGCUGCUGCUGCGUUAAAGGGCGCUGGGCAGACGGUGACGAUUAUAGCACAGUACCAGCCUGAAGAUUACGCUCGAUUUGAGGCCAAAAUCCAUGACCUACGAGAGCAGAUGAUGAAUCACAGCAUGAGCUCCGGGUCUGGAUCCCUGCGAACCAACCAGAAACGCUCCCUCUAUGUCAGAGCCAUGUUUGACUAUGACAAGAGCAAGGACAGUGGGCUGCCAAGUCAAGGACUUAGUUUUAAAUACGGAGAUAUUCUCCAUGUUAUCAACGCCUCUGAUGAUGAGUGGUGGCAAGCCAGGAGAGUCACACUGGAGGGAGACAGUGAGGAGAUGGGGGUCAUCCCCAGCAAACGGAGGGUGGAAAGAAAGGAACGUGCCCGAUUGAAGACAGUGAAGUUUAACGCAAAACCUGGAGUGAUUGAUUCAAAAGGGUCAUUCAAUGACAAGCGUAAAAAGAGCUUCAUCUUUUCACGAAAAUUCCCAUUCUACAAGAACAAGGAGCAGAGUGAGCAGGAAACCAGUGAUCCUGAACGAGGGCAAGAAGACUUCAUUCUUUCUUACGAGCCUGUCACAAGGCAGGAAAUAAACUACACCCGACCGGUGAUUAUCCUGGGCCCCAUGAAAGAUCGGAUCAAUGACGACUUGAUAUCUGAAUUCCCUGACAAAUUUGGCUCCUGUGUGCCUCACACUACGAGGCCAAAGCGUGACUACGAGGUGGAUGGCAGAGACUAUCACUUUGUCAUUUCCAGAGAACAAAUGGAGAAAGAUAUCCAAGAGCACAAGUUUAUAGAAGCCGGCCAGUACAAUGACAACUUAUAUGGAACCAGUGUGCAGUCUGUGAGAUUUGUAGCAGAAAGGGGCAAACACUGUAUACUUGACGUAUCAGGAAAUGCUAUCAAACGGUUACAAGUUGCCCAGCUCUAUCCCAUCGCCAUCUUCAUUAAGCCCAAGUCUCUGGAACCGCUGAUGGAGAUGAAUAAGCGUCUAACAGAGGAACAAGCCAAGAAAACCUAUGAUCGUGCAAUUAAGCUAGAACAAGAAUUUGGAGAAUAUUUUACCGCUAUUGUCCAAGGAGACACCUUAGAAGACAUCUAUAACCAAUGCAAGCUUGUUAUUGAAGAGCAGUCUGGGCCUUUCAUCUGGAUUCCCUCAAAGGAAAAGCUAUAAAUUAGCUACUGCACCUCCAACAGCAACAGAAGAGCAUUUAGAAGAACAAAAUAUAUAUAAUAUACUACUUGGA